AUGAGAAAUACUUUUUUCGUCUGAAUAUUACUACAACUUGUGAUUUGCUGAAUACUUGCUACUACCUCACCUCCUCAGCCCCGAGCCAACCGUAAUCCCUCCUCUCUACCAAAUAAAAGACCCUUCCCAUUAUCAACUCUAAACCAUGACUUGAUCUUGGAAUUUGCUCUACAAGACAUUAAAUCCAGUUCCCAAAAGCAUGUUCAAAACGCCAAUACUCAUAUUUUCCAACCUCUGAGCUCUUCAGCUAAAUCAAGCUCUAAAACAACUUCUAAGCCAUUUGAGAAACCAGCAGCUGAAGAGUUCUGAAGAACGCAAGAGUCUAAGAUCGGAGCACCACUUGACUUCACAAAGGUAUGGAGCUUCGAGGUUCUAGGAAUCAAGGUCCUGCUCCAGCUCCAGUUUAUACUGAAGAUGGGCUGGUUUGUGGUGCAGGGAGAAGCUAGAGAAAAUGGGUAUCAGGUCACUUAUAUUCCUUUCCUGCUGGGAUACUCUUAUUUGUGGACAGAUGUUGACGCAGGGAUCUCUAAGUUCUAUAUUGACCCAAAUUUUCAGUAUGUCUGGAUGUAUGUCCCCGUUGAUGUGGUUUUAACGAGCGAAAGGAUCUGAAUGAAAGCAGUCUACAAUCUUGCCCCAAUGCAUUUUUAUGUUGAGCUGAAUCCAUUUCUCAAAGAGUGAAAAUUUGAGAUAUUUGAUGAAAUCUUAUCAGAAGAACCUUUGAAUUCUGAAUGAAAUGAUGUGAAAAACUUGACUGCUGUUGUUGCAAAUACCCAUUUAUCUCCAGGACAUUCACAGCUCUUGUUUGAUAUGUGUGUAAAUUUCUAACUCAUCUUUUAAAUUUCUCUGUUUUUUCUGAUGAAAUUAUAUUUUUAUGAGUUUUUGAGGCAGGUAAAAUUUAAUU
Messenger RNA from Moneuplotes crassus, 901 nucleotides. Lineage: Eukaryota; Ciliophora; Spirotrichea; Euplotida; Euplotidae. The record is from the annotation of a GenBank genome assembly.